CUCCUAGCCUAGAUCAUCAUCAUCAUAAUCUUCAUCAUCCCAAUUCAUCUUCUUUACAUUUUCUUGAGAGAAUCAGCUCUUUAUUCAUUUAUUGCUUCAAUUCCUUUCCAUUUUCACGAACAUCAUCUCCCAAUUUCACAGCUAACACUACACAUAUAUACAUGCAUAUAUAUAUAUGACUAUCAUGAGCACACAUAUACACUAGCUAGGCAAAAUCUUGGCCGAUUCUUCAUCUUCGAUUUGAUCUAUUCCUUUAUUUCCACAUCAAAGAUUGUCUUCAAUUAGGUACAGUUUUCUGUCAUCAGUCGGAAGCGCUGGGGGCGAAACACUCCAGAGAAAGCCCCGCAGCGGCGUCCGGUGCGGGACUAUGGUCUUUUCUUCGUCCUAGACCGCCUCGAUCGCACACUCUCGCUUAUCUCCCUCAAAUGGAAUACAUUAGCCGUCAUCCCGCAUCAGACAACCCCCGCCCUACCCCGGAUGCUUCUUCUGCUGUUCCGCCUCCGCAUUCUGUUGAAGAACAAGAGUAUAUUGCUAGGUAUGUGGUUGUCAAGCAUUCUUGGCGAGGACGGUAUAAGAGAAUUCUAUGCAUAUCAAACUAUUCAAUCAUUACUUUGGAACCUUCCACCCUUGCUGUUACGAAUUCGUAUGAUGUUGGAAGUGACUUUGAAGGAGCGUCUCCGAUUCUAGGAAGGGAUGAUAAUUUACAGGAAUUUAAUAUCAGUGUAAGGACUGAUGGUCGUGGCAAGUUUAAAGGAAUGAAGUUCUCGUCUAAUUACAGGGCUAGUAUUUUGACUGAGCUUCAUAGAAUAAGAUGGAAUAGGAUCAGUGCAGUUGCUGAGUUUCCUGUACUUCAUCUCCGGAGGAGGACUUCAGAAUGGGUUCCUUUCAAAUUGAAGGUUACUUAUGUUGGAGUUGAACUUCUUGAUUUGAGAUCUGGAGAUCUUCGCUGGUGUUUGGAUUUUAGAGACAUGAAUUCCCCAGCAAUUGUACUACUCUCAGAUGCUUAUGGAAAGAAAAACAACGAGCCUGGAGGUUUUGUUCUGUGUCCAUUAUAUGGAAGAAAAUCAAAAGCUUUCCAAGCCGCAUCUGGGACUUCAAAUACUGCUAUUAUUUCAAAUUUGACAAAAACUGCCAAGUCUAUUGUUGGAUUAUCUCUGGCUGUGGACAGUUCUCACUCUCUUACGCCCUCCGAAUAUCUUAAGACAAGAGCCAAGGAAGCUAUUAGAGCGGAAGAAACUCCAUCUGGGGGUUGGUCAGUUACAAGGUUGAGGUCUGCUGCUCAUGGAACUUUAAAUGUUCCUGGAAGUAAUUUGGGAAUCGGGCCAAAAGGAGGACUUGGAGAGCAGGGCGAUUCGGUAUCCCGAAAACUCAUUCUCACUAAGGUUUCACUUGUUGAAAGACGGCAUGAUAAUUAUGAGGUGGUUAUUGUCCGUCCGUUAUCUUCAGUGAGUGCCCUUGUGCGAUUUGCUGAGGAACCUCAGAUGUUUGCAUUUGAAUUUAAUGAUGGUUGCCCUAUCCACAUAUAUGCUAGCACAUCAAGGGAUAGCUUGCUUGCUGCAGUUCGGGAUGUAUUACAAUCAGAAGGUGAGUGCCCAGUACCUGUACUGCCAAGGAUAACACUACCUGGUCAUAGAAUUGAUCCACCAUGUGGCAGAGUCUAUUUACAACUUGGGAAAAUAACUAGUGGACAACAACGUACUGUUGCUGACAUGGAAAGCACAAACAUGCAUUUAAAACACCUGGCAGCUGCUGCUAAGGAUGCUGUGACCGAUGGUGGCUCUAUUGUCGGAUCUAGAGCUAAGUUGUGGCGUAGAAUAAGGGAAUUUAAUGCAUGUGUUAGUUAUGGCGGCAUGCCUGCUAACAUUGAAAUACCAGAAGUCACAUUGAUGGCCUUGAUCACAAUGCUUCCUGCUGCUCCAAACCUUCCUCCAGAUUCCCCUCCCUUGCCUCCCCCUUCACCUAAAGCAGCUGCAACAGUUAUAGGCUUCAUAGCAUGUUUGCGAAGAUUACUAACAUCUAGAAGUGCUGCCUCACAUGUCAUGUCUUAUCCUGCUGCUGUUGGGAGGAUAAUGGGUUUGCUUAGAAAUGGUUCUGAGGGAGUUGCUGCUGAAGCUGGAGGGCUUAUUGCUGUACUUAUUGGUGGUGGACCUGGAAAUAUGAAUCUAGUAACGGACACUAAAGGAGAAUGGCAUGCUACAAUUAUGCACACUAAAUCUGUUUUAUUUGCUAAUAAUAACAAUGUUGUUGUCCUUGUAAACAGACUAAAGCCUAUAUCUGUAUCACCACUAUUAUCUAUGUCUGUUGUUGAAGUUCUAGAGGCAAUGAUUUGUGAACCACAUGGGGAGACUACCCAAUAUAUAGUUUUUGUUGAGUUGUUGCGACAAGUAGCUGGUUUACGUCGUCGCUUAUUUGCAUUAUUUGGACAUCCCUCUGAUAGUGUAAGAGAGACUGUUGCUGUGAUUAUGCGGACAAUUGCAGAAGAAGAUGCAAUUGCAGCAGAAUUCAUGCGUGAUGCUGCUUUGCGUGAUGGUGCUUUGCUCCGUCAUUUGUUGCAUGCUUUUUUCCUUCCUUCUGGUGAACGCCGUGAUAUCAGUCGCCAACUUGUGGCUCUGUGGGCAGAUUCUUAUCAACCUGCUCUCAAUUUAUUGUCCAGAGUGCUUCCUCCAGGCUUGGUAGCUUAUUUACAUACCCGUUCUGAUGGGAUUGCAUUUGAUGAUACACAAAAUGUGUCAGGUCGAGAAGGAUCUUCACUAACUAGAAGACAAAGGCGAUUACUCCAACAGAGGAAGGGUCAUGUAGCACAUCUGACAUCAUCUGUUAACACCGUUGAAGCUGAUCUGGCAAGGCAGACCAAUGCUGGAGCCUUGAGAUGGCCAGAUGGUCAGCAGACACCUGCAACAGAUCCAAGUUCAGUAGUGAUUCCAGGGACUAUAUCUCAUACUGCUAAUACCAACAAUGAUUUGGCUGCUUCAGGAACACCACAAACGGGUAACUUCAUGAAUGCUUCCUCCACGAUUUUGCAGGAAUCCAGUGAAGCAAAUGCUCUAAAUCCUGUUGAUUUUGUUGAUCAAAAUAUGACUGGUGCACUAAACACAGGGAUACCUGGUCCUGCUCAGGUUGUUGUAGAGAGCACACCUGUCGGUUCUGGUAGACUACUGUGUAAUUGGCCUGAAUUUUGGCGGGCAUUUACCCUAGAUCAUAAUCGUGCAGACUUGAUCUGGAAUGAGCGGACCAGGCAGGAGUUGAGGCAGGCAUUGCAGGCAGAGGUUCAUAAUUUAGAUGUUGAGAAGGAGAGAACCGAACAUAUUGUUCCUGGAGGGACAAUUAUGCACACUGUGACAGGGGAAGAUUGUGUGCCUCAAAUAUCUUGGAAUUACUCAGAAUUCUUUGUUAACUACCCCAGUCUAUCCAAGGAAGUUUGUGUUGGUCAAUAUUAUCUGCGUUUGCUCCUUGAGAGUGGCAGCAGUGGUAGUAGGGUGCAGGAUUUUCCACUGCGUGACCCCGUUGCAUUCUUUAGAGCCUUGUAUCACCGUUUUCUAUGUGAUGCAGAUACCGGAUUGACAGUAGAUGGUGCAGUUCCUGAUGAAAUGGGAGCAUCUGAUGAUUGGUGUGAUAUGGGAAGGUUAGAUGGUUUUGGUGGAGGAGGAGGUUCUUCAGUUAGAGAGCUCUGUGCGAGGGCAAUGGCUAUAGUGUAUGAGCAGCACUUUAUAACAAUUGGUCCAUUUGAAGGCACUGCACAUAUUACAGUCUUGUUGGAUAGGACAGAUGAUAGGGCCUUAAGGCACCGAAUUCUUCUUCUAUUGAAGGUUUUAAUGAAAGAUUUAUCAAAUAUAGAAGCUUCGGUCUUAGUUGGAGGAUGUGUCCUGGCUGUUGACCUUCUGACAUCAGCUCAUGAAGCUUCAGAAAGAACCUCUAUUCCAUUGCAAUCUAAUUUGAUUGCGGCAACUGCUUUCAUGGAGCCCCUCAAGGAAUGGAUGUUUGUAGACAAAGAAGGUACGCAAGUUGGGCCAGUGGAAAAGGAUGCUAUAAGGAGAUCAUGGUCGAAGAACGCUAUUGACUGGACAACAAGGUGUUGGGCAUCUGGAAUGUCUGACUGGAAGAAAUUAAGAGAUAUACGUGAACUUCGUUGGGCACUAGCACUUAGGGUUCCUGUUCUCACUCAUACUCAGGUUGGAGAUGCAGCAUUGUCUAUAUUACACAGCAUGGUAACAGCACAUUCAGAUUUUGAUGAUGCGGGAGAACUUGUUACACCAACACCAAGAGUUAAAAGAAUCUUGUCGAGUCCUCGGUGCCUUCCACAUGUUGCACAGGCCAUGCUUACAGGAGAACCAAGUAUUGUUGAGAGUGCUGCAGCAUUAUUGAAGUUUGUUGUCACCAGAAAUCCCAAGGCAAUGAUAAAGCUGUAUAGUACAGGUGCAUUUUAUUUUGCUCUGGCAUACCCUGGUUCUAAUCUCCUCUCCAUUGCACAACUGUUCUCUGUCACUCAUGUCCAUCAAGCAUUUCAUGGUGGCGAAGAAGCUGCAGUUUCUUCUUCUUUGCCAUUGGCCAAACGUAGUGUACUGGGUGGGCUUCUUCCUGAGUCAUUGCUUUAUGUAUUGGAUCGAAGUGGUCCAGCUGCCUUUUCUGCAGCUAUGGUUUCUGAUUCUGAUACUCCAGAAAUCAUAUGGACCCACAAAAUGAGGGCAGAAAAUCUGAUUUGUCAGGUUUUGCAACACCUGGGGGAUUUCCCUCAGAAACUAUCCCAGCAUUGCCAUUGUGUAUAUGAUUAUGCUCCAAUGCCACCUGUGACAUAUCCUGAGUUGAGGGAUGAAAUGUGGUGUCACCGUUACUACCUUCAGAACUUGUGUGAUGAGAUUCGAUUUCCAAAAUGGCCAAUAGUGGAACAUGUUGAGUUCCUACAGUCCUUGUUGGUAAUGUGGCGUGAAGAAUUGACGCGAAGACCUAUGGAUCUAUCCGAGGAAGAAGCCUGCAGAAUCUUGGAAAUAUCCUUAGAUGAUGUGUCCAAAGAUGACUCUAAGAAUGCUGUAGAACUGACUGAAGAGACUCCUGGCAUAUCAAAGCAGAUUGAGAAUAUAGAUGAAGAAAAACUUAAAAGGCAAUAUCGAAAACUUGCAAUGAAAUACCAUCCUGACAAAAACCCUGAGGGAAGAGAGAAAUUUCUUGCUGUGCAAAAAGCUUAUGAACGUCUGCAGGCUACCAUGCAGGGCUUACAAGGUCCCCAGCCUUGGAGAUUACUUCUUCUAUUGAAGGGACAAUGCAUCCUGUACAGACGGUAUGGGGAUGUAUUAGAACCAUUUAAAUAUGCUGGGUAUCCAAUGUUAUUGAAUGCAGUCACAGUGGACAAGGAUGACAAUAAUUUCCUUUCAUCUGAUAGAGCACCUCUACUGAUUGCUGCUUCAGAGCUGCUUUGGUUGACGUGUGCAUCUUCUUCACUAAAUGGUGAAGAGUUUGUAAGAGAUGGCGGAAUACAACUGCUUGCUAAUCUGCUUUCCAGGUGCAUGUAUGUGGUUCAGCCUAGGACUCAUGCUACUGAACCUUCAGCUAUUAUUGUUACAAAUGUGAUGCGAACGUUUUCUGUUCUGAGUCAGUUUGAAAGUGCCAGAAAUGAGAUACUUGAGUUCUCUGGACUGAUAGAGGAUAUUGUACACUGCACUGAACUUGAACUUGUAGCUGCUGCUGUUGAUGCUGCACUUGAGACUAUUGCAAAAGUUUCAAUCUCCUCAGAGCUGCAGGCAGCCUUACUAAAGGCUGGUAUUCUAUGGUACCUUGUGCCGUUGUUGUUUCAAUACGAUUCUACUGCAGAAGACUCUGAUGUGAAGGAAACCCAUGGUGUUGGAGCUAGUGUUCAAGUUGCCAAGAACUUGCAUGCUGUUCUGGCAUCUCAAGCAUUGUCAAGGCUUAGUGGUUUGGCCCCGGAGGAGAACUUAACACCCUAUAAUCAGGUUGCUGCUGAUGCUUUGAGAAAUUUGCUGACCCCUAAACUUUCAAGCAUGCUGAAAGAUCCCAUACCAAAAGAGUUCCUCUCAAAAUUGAAUGCAAACUUGGAGAUGCCAGAGAUUAUAUGGAACUCUUCAACACGGACAGAAUUAUUAAAACUUGUGGAUCAGCAGCGUGCAAACCAAGGUCCAGAUGGCUCAUACGAUCUAAAAGAUGCAGAAUCUUUUAUGUUUGAAGCAUUAGCAAAAGAACUAUUUGUUGGUAAUGUUUAUUUGAGAGUCUACAAUGAUCAGCCAGAUUCAGAAAUUACUGAGCCAGAAGCUUUCUGCUUAGCUCUGGUUGAUUUCAUAUCAAUAUUGGUCCACAGCCACUUGACUACCAGUUCAGAUGCUCGGAACCUUCAGUGUAGUGACGUUGAUACCUCAAAUAAUGGGAAGCAUGUUUCUGAUGAUUCUCUGGCACAAUUUGAUGAUGGAAUGAUGAACAAGGAGGAUCCAAAACUUAUUAAGAAACUUGAAUUUGGAUUGACCUCUCUCCAGAACUUGCUGAUAACCAAUCCAAGUUUGGCAUCUGUAUUCACUACCAAAGAAAAGUUAUUGCCUCUUUUUGAAUGUUUUUCUGUAACGGUUACGUCAAAGCGCGACAUUCCUCAGCUUACUUUGGAAGUGUUCUCUCUGUUGACUACACACGCCCCUUGUUUGGAAGCCAUGGUUGCUGAUGGGUCGAGUCUGUUGCUUCUGCUACAAAUGCUUCACUCUUCGCCUAAUUGUCGUGAAGGCGUACUUCAUGUUCUCUAUGCCUUGGCAAGCACACCAGAACUAGCAUGGGCAGCAGCCAAACAUGGUGGAGUGGUCUACAUUCUUCAGCUUCUCCUUCCCAUGCAAGAGGAAAUUCCUGUACAACAAAGAGCAGAAGCUGCUUCUUUGCUUGGGAAGCUUGUUGGGCAACCAAUGCAUGGACCAAGAGUGGCGAUAACACUAGCAAGAUUUUUGCCAGAUGGUCUGGUUUCUAUUAUUAGGGAUGGUCCUGGCGAAGCUGUUGUAGUUGUCCUUGAUCAAACUACAGAGACUCCUGAGCUUGUAUGGACACCAGCAAUGGCAGCUUCUUUGUCUGCACAAAUUGCUACAAUGGCAUCAGACAUAUAUCGUGAGCAGAUGAAAGGCCGUGUAGUUGAUUGGGAUGUACCGGAACAGGCAUCUGGCCAACAGGAAAUGAGAGAUGAACCUCAGGUGGGUGGAAUUUAUGUGAGACUGUUCUUGAAAGAUCCCCAGUUUCCUCUUAGGAACCCUAAGAAGUUUUUGGAAGGGCUGUUGGAUCAGUAUCUAUCUUCUAUUGCUGCAACGCAUUUUGAUCAGGCCGUUGAUUCUGAGUUGGCUCUACUUCUUUCUGCUGCAUUGGUUUCACUAUUGCGGGUACACCCUGCUCUUGCAGAUCAUGUAGGGUAUCUUGGAUAUGUUCCGAAACUUGUGACUGCAGUAGCCUAUGAAGGAAGAAGGGAAACAAUGUCCACUGAAGAGACUAUGAAUAAUGGGCAUUAUGCAGAUGAAACAUAUCAAACUGAUGAUAGUCAAACUAGGCCGAGCUCACCAACUCCUCAAGAACGUGUUCGUCUUAGUUGCCUACGAGUCCUGCAUCAACUUGCAGCAAGUACAACAUGCGCUGAAGCUAUGGCUGCUACUAGUGUAGGAACACCUCAGGUUGUUCCUCUUCUAAUGAAAGCUAUUGGGUGGCCUGGUGGAAGUAUACUGGCUCUGGAGACACUAAAAAGAGUUGUAGUUGCUGGAAACCGAGCUAGAGAUGCCCUUGUUGCCCAAGGACUUAAAGCUGGUCUUGUUGAGGUGCUUCUUGCCCUUCUUGAUUGGAGGGCUGGAGGAAGAAGUGGUCUUUGCUCACAGAUGAAGUGGAGUGAAUCUGAAGCAUCCAUUGGCCGUGUUCUUGCUAUCGAGGUUUUACACGCGUUUAAAACAGAUGGAGCCCAUUGUGCUAAAGUGCGAGAAAUAUUGAAUGCUUCUGAUGUAUGGGCAGCUUAUAAAGAUCAAAAACACGAUCUUUUUCUUCCAUCGAAUGCACAGUCAUCUGCAGCUGGAGUUGCAGGUCUAAUAGAGAAUUCAUCAUCCGGGCUUACCUAUGCCCUAACAGCUCCUACUACUACUACUUCUACUAGCUUAUCAAGGUCACCACCUCCAUCAGCAAUUGCUUAUGAUUUUAAUUUUAAUAAUGGAAAAUCGGAUCUGUGAAAACAGAGACAAUAAUAUAUAAAUAAAUACUAUCUUAAUAUACUGCAGAUAGAUGAAAAUUGUGUUCUUCUUCAUCAUAUACUAUUAGGGUUUUUUUACAUAUAUUUCACUCGUCUGUAUAGACUAUAGAGCAUUGUUGUACAGUGAUUCAUUUUUUUUAUUAUAUUUUUGUUUUCUCAUAGUC
This is a messenger RNA of Impatiens glandulifera, 8358 nucleotides long. RefSeq names its product dnaJ homolog subfamily C GRV2-like. Gene Ontology annotation, biological process: endosome organization; receptor-mediated endocytosis; regulation of early endosome to late endosome transport. Lineage: Eukaryota; Viridiplantae; Streptophyta; Magnoliopsida; Ericales; Balsaminaceae. The transcript has 22 exons. The coding region runs from base 426 to 8174 and encodes 2582 amino acids. Gene Ontology annotation, cellular component: endosome membrane. The record is from RefSeq and is a predicted model, not a curated record.